AUGAUACGACUUCAUUGCUACACUGACAUACCGGCUGAAAGCGAUUUAAUUAACAAAAUCGUUGAGAUUUUACCUGACCUACGUCAGCUUGGCAUAAGAGUCUGGUUGAGAGACAACUUUACACAAGACCUUCCAGAUGGCAUUGAACCAAUUGAACACCAGCUCCAGUCUACAUAUGGAUCACCAUCUCCUAAAAGCUACAGGAGUGAAAUCACUUUUGAGGAUCAAGCUUAUUAUAUAUUCACAUCGGGAACGACAGGUUUGCCGAAGGCUUGUAAGAGAACGCACAGAGCAGCCGUUGCAGCAUCAUUCGCCUUGGAAUCCGUUGGACUUGGGCCAGAUGACGUAUUGUACUCGCCUCUACCGCUAUAUCAUAGUGCUGCCUUCAAUCUUGGGUUCCUUAACUGUAUCAGAGUCGGAUGUACUUUUGCGAUUGGUCGUAAGUUUUCUGUGACUCGGUUUUGGGAAGAUGUUCGCAAACACCACGCCACCAUUAUUCAAUACAUCGGAGAAAUUUGUCGCUACCUAAUGGCCCAACCAAAGAAACCCGAUGAUGGCGUGUAUCCAGUGAAGCUUCGAGUGGCAUGUGGCAAUGGCCUUAGGCCUGAUAUAUGGGAGCAUUUUAAGACUCGCUUCAACAUUGAUCACAUCUACGAAUUUUGGGGUGCCACUGAAUGCUACAAAAUGUUUAUAAAUUUAGACGGGAAAGUCGGUACUGUUGGGCGGCUUUCGCCCCUAUUAAAGUUACUCGACGGAAGUGUCCGCGUGAUCAAGUGUGACGUCAAUCUUGCCGAACCAAUCAGAGGGAAGGAUGGAAAGUGCAUUGAGGUCGCUCCAGGUGAAACAGGACUGCUUGUAAUUGCAGUAGUGAACGAUACUAGCCCAUUUCUAGGGUACAUUGGGAAAAAAGAGACAGAAAAGAAGAUCCUAAGGAACGUGUUUAAGGACGGGGAUAGUUAUUUUAACUCUGGCGACCUCAUCAAAAUCAGUCCAGAUGGAUACAUAUACUUCGUCGAUAGGCUAGGAGAUACAUUCAGAUGGAAAGGUGAAAACGUUGCUACUACGGAAGUUGCCCAGAUUCUAGACGAGUUUCCUGGUAUUAUGGAGGCAAAUGUCUAUGGAGUGACGAUUCCAGGUCAAGAUGGCAAAGCUGGAAUGGCAGCCAUAACCCUCUCAGCCGGCGUUGAAUCACUAGAUUUCAAGAAACUUUAUUCUUAUCUUAGUGAUAAACUACCAUCAUAUGCACGGCCAAAAUUCAUACGAAUUACCAGCAAUAUGGACUUGACUGGCACCUUCAAACACAAGAAGUCGGAAUUUGCGAAACAGGGAUUUGAUCCAAUCCAAAUUACCGAUCCCUUGUAUUAUAUAAAUAACGAGUCGACAACGUAUGAUAUCCUGAAUGCGGAUUCGUUUCCAUUUGUGAAACUCUGCAGUAAACUCUAGAAAUUCAGAAAUAAGCUAGGCCUAAUUAUUAAGACGUAGGCUAGUCCCGGUGCGGCCUUAAAGGACCCCGGGAUAUUUAUCAGCAUUUUUAACCCAUACAUUGCCGAGUUGGGUCUUUUUGGGAAAAAAAAAAAAAAAAAGGACAAAAAAUGUAAGUGGGAUACUAAUAUGAAAUUAAACAAAACUGCCUCCAGCCAGGCCAAGAAUUUAAAUAAACCUGGCGAUAUAGUACAGUCUACCGUUAAAUAUUAUUUAUAGUGAUUUCAUUGAUAAUAGUAAUAUAGGUCAUUCAUAUACAUGUAUAUGUUGUUGGAAUGAUUGGAUAUUCCAAAUGUUAAUUUUGGAUUUUUUAAAUUAUUAAUUCAGUUAAAACCGCUUGACACAAGUCGGUGUUUACGCGUUAUGAGUUUCUGUUAAUGUGCCUUGCUGUAUAAUUUGUGACUUGGAGGUCACAUUUUCAAUAUAUAAACCAACUGAAGAAGAGCAACAAAAUUAACGGAAUAAAGAAAAUUAAUGACAAAGGAAUUUCAACCAUUUUAUGAAAUGAAAAGAAAUUAAACAAUUAAAUACUGUAAUAAAUUAAAUAGACGUAUAUACGGUGGCCCAUAAGUUCACGGCAAUAUUAAUCUGCUCAUCAAAACAGUUUAAAAACGGCAAUAUCAAUUUGCUCACGGCAAUAUCAAUUUGCUCACGGUAAUAUCAAUUUGGUUCACGGCAAUUUAAACUUUUAAAAUCGGUCAUGGCAAUAUUAAUUUGGUCACGGCAAUAUUAAUUUGCUCACGGCAAAAUCUAUUUAGUUCACAGCAAUAUAAACUUUUAAAAACGGUCACGGCAAAAUCAAUUUGCUCCCGGCAAAAUCAAUUUGGUUCACGGCAAUAUAAACUUUUUAGAACAGUGGCAAACAAUCGUGACCCCUUUAGGUUGUUACUAGGUAGGCCUACAACACGUACGUGCACUGUAUUUUGCAUUGACGCACAAUUUCAAAUGAACAAUCACUUAUAUCUUUACUAUAAUAUCUCUAUGAUUAAAAUAAAAAAAUAUAGUUUACUUUAGUUUUAAAUAUACCGGUAUUAUAGUAGUUAACAGUAGUUCCAUAAACUCAACAUAAUCAUAUUAUGAAUAUAAAUACAGGUCUCCCUCCAAUUAUAGACCCUUCUAAUUAAAAAUCACCUCCAAUUAAAGACCACUUUUUCUGUGGUUCCUUUUAAAUUCUUAUCUUUUAACAUUAGCUGUUCCCUCCAAUUAAAGACUCCCUCUAAUUAGAGACCAAAGACCAUGGUUUUGGUGGACCCAAAUGAAAAUUUUCCCUCCAAUUAAAGACCGCUAUAAAAUAAAUAGUGAUGGUAAUGCUAUUUUUUCAAUAGUAAAUUUUGUUAGAGGGCUUAAAACAUAAAAAUAUUAGCCAAUGCACUUCAUAAGAUGAUGUUUUAGGCCUAUGUGUUUAUUGAGUAACGAUAAUGCUAGUAAUGAUGUUAGAAAUAUUUUAAUGAAAAGUUGCUUAGAACAAAUAGGCCUACAGGAAUUGAUGUCCUGAUUUUAAAUAAUCCUUUAUUCAGAAUAAAUAACAAAAUGAAGUUAACUGUA
Molecule: messenger RNA, 3027 nt
Organism: Anneissia japonica
Lineage: Eukaryota; Metazoa; Echinodermata; Crinoidea; Comatulida; Comatulidae
Product: very long-chain acyl-CoA synthetase-like
Exons: 9
Coding region: 1-1443 (480 amino acids)
Molecular function (GO): long-chain fatty acid transmembrane transporter activity; long-chain fatty acid-CoA ligase activity
Source: RefSeq, a predicted model, not a curated record